Molecule: messenger RNA, 4215 nt
Organism: Amaranthus tricolor (Joseph's coat)
Lineage: Eukaryota; Viridiplantae; Streptophyta; Magnoliopsida; Caryophyllales; Amaranthaceae
Product: class V chitinase-like
Exons: 2
Coding region: 2467-3570 (367 amino acids)
Biological process (GO): carbohydrate metabolic process; chitin catabolic process
Cellular component (GO): extracellular region
Molecular function (GO): chitin binding; chitinase activity
Source: RefSeq, a predicted model, not a curated record
AUUAUGCACAAUUUGAAAUAUUAAUAAUUAAAUAAAUAUAUUAAAUAGAAUGCAUAAAGUAAAUGAGAUAUUUAAUAAAUUGGAGGAAGUAUUAACUUUUUAUAAUUUUUAUUAUGUAUAAUUAAAGUAAAAUAUUAGGAAUAUUGAAAGUAAUACGCAUUAACUCUGAUUCACAUUUAAACCUGUCUGUAACCACCAAUUAUUUAUUUUCUUAUGCUUUGUAUUAGUGCUUCAAUUCAAUAAUGCACAUUGACUCUAAACCGCACUUAAAUAAUUUAACUCUUGACCCCCUCCACAUGAUACUAGUAUUAUAAAAAUAUAAGGGUGCUCUCUUGAGAGACCGUCUUUUGUAAAGAUGUUUCUCAAGGAGUCCAAUCCAUAUCUGAUAGUUUAUUUGAAAAAAAAGCUACUACUUCAGAAAACUAAAGCGCGUGUAUUGUGCUUGGGAAUUGAAAACGUCUAAUUAUUAACUACCUAUUCCAAAGCAAUAUAUAACUUGAAUUAUGAAUACAUCAGUUUUUUCUUCUCCCUUUUACAACCUUUAACUGUAUCCUCCUUCUGAUGCUUGAAUUCGAUUGUGUUUUUUUUUUAUUUUUAAAUUAAGCUUCAUCAAAGAUGGAAAACACUAAUGUUGAAGAAGACAACAAUGUCUACUAUUUGGGGAAGGUAAUAAAAGCAAUUGUGGUUUCUUCUGGUUUUUUCUUAAAAUUUAAGGUUCAUCAAUGGUCAUCAAUGGUGGAAAACAGAAACAGUGAUGUUGAAGAAGAUAACUAUGACUAAUUUUUGGAGAAUUGUAAUAAAAGCAUUUGUGGUUAUAAAUUCAUAUAUUUGGGAAUAUAACCAAAAUAUAAUUGUGAACAUUUGACAUAGGUUGAUGUAGUUGGGAGUAUAACAUUGUGUAGUAACAUUAUAUAUUUGGGUUUAUAACAUAAUAUAUUUGAAAGUAUAACAUAAUAUAUUUGGGGUUAUAACAACAUAUAUUUAGUGUUAUAACUACAUAUAUUUAGGGUUAUAACAUAAUAUAUUUGGUGUUAAAACAACAUAUAUUUGGGGUUAUAACAUAAUAUAUUUUGGGGCGAUAACAACAUAUAUUUAAGGUUAUAACAUAAUAUGUUUUGUAUUAUAAGAACAUAUAUUUGUAGAUAUACCAUAAUAUAAUUGGUAUUAUAACUGUGAACAUUUGAUAUUGAUUGAUGUAGAUGAGAGUAUAAUAUUGUAAAGUGUGGGUUAUAACAUUUUUAGUUGGUUUUAUAACUUGAUGUAGUGGGACUGUGCGAGUAUAACAAUGUUUAGUUGGGUUAUAACAUAGUUUAAUUGUGAUUAUAACAUUGUUUAGUUGGGGUAUAACAUUAUAUAGUUGGAAUUAUAACAUUACUUUAUAAAUCCAAAUAUUAUAACCUACACACAAUUAUAAACACAAAUACAUACUAUUAUAAACCCAUAUAUACAAUAUUAUAAAUUCAAAUACACAAUAUUAUAAAUUCAAAUACACACUAUUAUGAUUCCAACAUAAUCUCAAAUAUGAAUACAUAAUAAUACGACAGAUAUCACUAUUAUAAAUCAAAACACACAAUAUUAUAAAUCCAAAUACACAAUAUUAUAAUUCAAACUACUAUAAGCCCUUUGCUUGAGUACUUAAUCAACCACCUUUGAUUGUUGAGAAUUGUCAUUUUGAUUCUUAGAAGGAACCUUUUUGAUCUUCUUUGCGAAUACAGAAGCCAAGACAGCAUCAUCACUUAUCUAUUCCAUUUUUAAACCCUAAAAUCAAGAAUAGGUAAAAUCGAAAAACAAACAAAUUUUAAAUAUUAAAAUAGUAAACUACAAACUUUAAUUAGGUUAAAACACCAACAUACAUUCCUUCUUUAGUCUCAAUUUUAUUGUCUUCUUCAAUAUCAUCGUUUUCCACCAUUGAUGAAGCUUAAAUAAAAAAAUCACAGGAUUGUAAUUCCAAUUAAUAUAUAACACAGUUAACCCCAAAAAAAUGAAAAUAGAAGUUUUAAAAACGAAAAUGGUGAAGAUGAAGCACCAAAUUUGACACCAAAAUACAAAAAUAGUGAAGAUGAUAUGACAAUGGUGAAGUUAUUAAAAUAAAACUCUUAAUAUAUACAUUUGAUGAAAAUCACAAAUGGUAAAGACGAGAAAGAGAACUGAAGUACGAUAAUGAAAAAACCUGAGAUCGAAAAUUGAAAAGUUGAAAAAAAGAAACUAAAAGCAAGUGAAAUUUAGAGGGAUGUUGAAAUGAAAGUUCAAUGCUUUGGAAAAGUUCAUUGGUUUUGUCACGCAAAAAAUUUAAAAGGGAAACUUGAAAAGUUAUAUGAGAGUGUGAGAUUUUUUUUUUUUUUUUUUAAUAAAAAAAAAAAUGAAAUAUGGGUCAAGUUAAAAUAUAAGCUUCUACGUUCUCAAACAAGACGGGCAAAAACCUUCUACUUAUCCUAACUCCUCAACUCCAUCCUUUAUCUUCAACCAAUGGCCUCUUUCACAAACAACACUCUUAAAACAACAAUUAUUUCCUUCUUCACCCUCCUUUCCCUUCUCCAUAUCCACCACACAACCGCCGUGAAAGGCGGUUAUUGGUCGGAAGAAGACGCUAUAACAGCACCCAACAUAGACUCCACCCUUUUCACUCAUCUCUUUUGCGCAUUUGCAAACCUCAACACCCAAACCUAUCAAAUCACAGUACAUCCAGAAUGUUCCACAUUUCCAAAUAUCAUCAAACAAAAAAACCCAUCCGUCAAAGCUCUUCUCUGUAUAGGAGGAGGAAAAGCAAAAUCAUCAGAUUACAACACCAUGGCUAGUCAACCUUCUUCAAGAAAAACCUUCAUCGAUUCCACCAUUAACCAAGCCAUAGCUUAUGGGUAUGAUGGUCUAGACCUAGACUGGGAACAACAGACCACGAUCGAAGAAAUGAACAACUAUGGAGUCCUUCUUAAAGAAUGGCGGGCCGCCAUUAAAGCAAGAUCGCUUCCUCUGUUACUAACAGCAGCAGUCCAUUACAUUCCUGAUGCAAAUUCAGUAGCAAGAUUCCCAAUCCAAGCCAUAAGCCAGAAUCUAGACUUUAUCAAUGUUAUGGCGUAUGAUUUCUAUGGUCCUGGGUGGGCCCCAAAACCUCUUGUAACCCGGCCCCACGCACCACUUCGAAACCCUAAAAGCCCAGUAAGUGGUAGUAAUGGGAUUAGUAAAUGGAUUAAUGCUGGUGUUCCUGCUAAAAUGUUGGUUUUAGGGAUCCCAUUUUAUGGGUAUGCUUGGAAACUGGAAAAUGCUAAUAACAAUGGUAUUUUAGCACCUUCAAUUGGGGGAGAUACUUCUUUUGGGGAUGAUGGAACACCUACAUAUAAGCAGAUUAGGGAUUUUAUUAGUGAAAAGGGUGCUAUUGUUAAAUAUAAUUCUAGUUAUGUUACUAAUUAUUGCUAUUCUGGGACAACUUGGGUUGUAUAUGAUGAUUUACAGGCUAUUUCUGGUAAGGUUGUGUACGUUAAGAAUAGUGGUUUGCUUGGGUAUUUUGCUUGGAAUAUUGUUCAAGAUAGUAAUUGGGCUCUUUCUAAACAAGCUUCACAGACAUGGGAAGCAUAAGUAACUACUGAAAAUUAGCAAGGAAGGCAGAAGGCAUCACACUAAUAAAUCAACAAUGUGAAGUAUAUAUAAGUAUCGAAUCUCUGUAUUAUCAUAAAGGGAUAAAGGAAAAUAAUAUGGAAAGAAGUUUAAAUCCUAGCUAGUAUUUGUGGAAUGUAUUGAAGAAUAAGUUCUCAUGCAAACCCCUACUAAGUUCUCAUGUGGGUGUAAUUAAUUAGGAUAAGAAUAUCAUUUUUUUCAAACUUAAAAUUUAUUUUGAUCAAAUCAUUGAUUCUGAUACCACAUGUUAAAUUAGGCUGGACUUAUUGUUAAUAACAGUAUAUAAUUAGGAAAAUAUGAGGUAUACGUACUUCAUAAACCAUUGAGAUAUUAACUCAAAACCAUUUGACAGUGAAAGAAAGGAAUUGAAUGACUUAUAAUAAAUGCAUUACGUACCAUCUCUAAUUCAUCAAUCCGAAAUAAAUUAUUCCAACAUUUUUGUGCACUAUUUUAGAUAUAAUAUAAAUACAGAAAACUUAAACUCAUUUGCGAGCACCGGCGAAUUUAAGGGUGGGCCUGCCUAUGCAAAAAGAUGUAGAAACUGCAAUAAAAAAAACCCGAUUCUUAUUUGUCGCCACCCUUUUUAUUUUAUCGCCACCCCCCUUC